Messenger RNA from Budorcas taxicolor (takin), 2994 nucleotides. RefSeq names its product epididymis-specific alpha-mannosidase-like. NCBI's taxonomy places the organism in Eukaryota, Metazoa, Chordata, Mammalia, Artiodactyla, Bovidae. The transcript has 20 exons. The coding region runs from base 1 to 2994 and encodes 997 amino acids. Gene Ontology annotation, molecular function: alpha-mannosidase activity; carbohydrate binding. Gene Ontology annotation, biological process: mannose metabolic process. The record is from RefSeq and is a predicted model, not a curated record. Gene Ontology annotation, cellular component: lysosome.
AUGGAGCCACGGGGCUGGCUGCCUCUGCUCCUGCAGUUGGGCCUGAUGUGGCCCCUGGGGGCUCUUUCUGAGCCCCGACUGAGGGUAUUUGUGGUUCCCCACAGCCACAUGGAUGUGGGCUGGCUGCACACCAUACAGGAGAGCAUGCAGGCUUAUGUCACCAAUGUCUACAACUCCGUGGUGGAGGCACUGACCCUUGAGAAGAAGCGCAAGUUCAUCGCCGUGGAGCAGGAGUAUUUCCGGCUGUGGUGGGAUGGCGUCGCCUCGGACGGGCAGAAAGGCCGGGUCCGCCAGCUCGUGGCCGAAGGUCGCCUGGAGUUUGUCCUCGGAGGCCAGGUCAUGCACGAUGAGGCCGUGACUCACUUUGAUGACCAGAUCCUCCAGCUCACAGAAGGACACAGCUUUCUCUAUGAAACAUUUGGGGUCCGGCCGCAGUUCUCCUGGCAGGUGGACCCAUUUGGCGCAUCCUCCACAACCCCCACCCUCUUGGCCCUGGCAGGCUUCAAUGCCCACGUCAUCUCCAGGAUCGACUACAACCUGAAGGAGGCCAUGCAGGAUAACCGGCAGCUGCAGUUCGUGUGGCGAGGGUCCAGAUCCCUGUCGGCGCAGCAGGAAAUCUUCACACAUGUCCUGGACCAGUUCAGCUACUGCUCUGAGGGAUUUUACUGGGAUGGUGACCCAGUCUUCCCAGGCCCACCCACGGAUGGCCUGUACCCCAGCAUGGAAAUCCCCGUCACUGAGGACACCAUCCCAAGCUUUUCCAGUCUCCUGGUGAACAACGUGUUGGCUCGAGCCACCUGGUUCCGGACACCACACGUCCUCUGGCCCUGGGGAUGUGACAGGCAGUUCUUCAACGCCUCACUGCAAUUCACCAACAUGGACCGUGUAAUGGAGGAGGUCAACAAGUUCACAUACCAGCACGGCAUCUCGGUGCAGUACGCUACGCUGGGCAACUACUUCCAGGCUGUGCACGCUUACCAGCUCUCCUGGAAGGUCCGAGACCACCAAGACUUCCUGCCUUAUUCCUCAGAAAUAUUUCACGCCUGGACCGGAUUCUACGCCUCCCGAAGUGGUCUCAAGGGGCUGGCAAGGAGAGCCAGCGCUCUGCUGUACGCCGGGGAGUCCAUGUUCACACGCUAUGUGCUGUUGGCUCCCCACCGGUUCCUGGACCCGGCCUGGGGCCUGCAGCAGCUCCAGCAGCUCCGCUGGGCGGUCUCCGAGGUCCAGCACCAUGACGCCAUCACCGGGACUCACACCGUCAAGGUUGGUGACAUGUUUGUGGAGCACCUGAGCACUGGGAUGCAAGGGGUGCACAAGCUGAUGGCCUCCAUCAUCCAGGACAGAUCUCCAGCCCACUCAGGCCCAGAGCCUGGGGGUCACUUUGCGGUGGUCUACAACCCACUGGCCUGGACGGUCACCACCAUCAUCACCCUGACUGUGGGCUUCCCUAAUGUCAGCAUCUCAGACGAGACAGGCCGCGCUGUGCCUGCACAGGUCCAGAGUUCAAAGGAGAUGCCCUCUGCCUAUGACUUGCACGUGCUGACCACGAUCCCAGGACUCAGUUACCAGCACUACAGCAUCCGGCCCAGCAGGAGUUCCCAGGAGGCCACUGGGGAGACUGCACCCUUUGUGGCCAGCACCCAGCAUUUUGGACACAGACUCAGGAGACGUGGCGGACAAGUGGGCUACCACCUGGUACCUGUGGAGAAUGACUGCUACACCGUGUUCUUGGACACAGAUACCAACCUGAUGCACAGCAUCUGGGAGAGGCAGAGUAACCGAACAGUACGGGUGACCCAGAGUUUCAUGGAGUAUCAUGUGAAGAGUGAUGUCAAUCAUGGCUCUGUUUCAGACAAUUAUGUGUUUACACCCAGUGGUGCAGCAGAGCCAGCGUGGGAGGCUGUGAGGAUGGAGAUCGUGGAGGGGCAGCUGGUGACUGAGAUCCGGCAGUACUUCUACAGGGAGGUGAACGACAGUGAGCCCACAUUUGCCAUCUUCUCCUGGCUGGCCCGCGGGCCCCAGGGCUCUGACGGGGAGCUGCUCUGCCAUCGCAUAGAACAGGAGUACCGGGCGGGCCCCUUGGAGCUGAACCGCGAGGCCAUCCUGAGGACAAGCACUGAUCUGAACACGGGGUGGGUCCUCCACUCGGACAACAACGGCUUCCAGAUGCAGCGCAGGCCCUACCGGCAGAACGUGUGGAACACCAUCGCUCAGAAUUACUACCCCAUGGUCCAAUCGGCUUUCAUCGAGGACUUACCAAGCAGACUGGUGCUGCUGUCCGAGCAAGCGCAUGGCAUCUCCAGCCAAGGGAACGGGCAGGUGGAGGUCAUGCUCCACCGGCGGCUGUGGAACAAUGACAAGUGGGCCCUGGACAAUGACCUCACACUGAACGACUCCUCGGUUGUCCACCCAGUGUUCUGGCUCCUGCUGGGACCCAAGACACUCACCAGUGGCCUGAGCCAGAGGAGCGGGCUGGCGCUGCAGCACCGGCCCGUUGUGAUCCUCAGAGAGAUGAACGAAACUGCCCACAGAGGCAGUUGGAAUGGUUCUUGGAAGCAAGAGGCUGUGACACUCCCCUCAAGUGUCCACCUGCAGAUCCUCAGCAUCCCCGGCUGGAAAUACAGCUCGAACCACACAGAGCACCUGCGGACUCUCCAGAAAGGUCAUUUCCACGAGCCCAAGGCAGACCUCCGCCGUGUCCUGCUGCGGCUCCAGCACCUGUAUGAGGUGGACCAGGACCCUGUGCUGUCUCAGCCUGUGACAGUGAACCUGAGGUCUGUGCUGGGGGGACUGGGCUCCGUGGUGUCCGUGGAGGAGCGCUCACUCACAGGGACGUGGGACAUGAGGAUGAUGAGCCGCUGGACCUGGAGCACGAGGGACCCUCACCGCCACAGAGGAAACUCCAGUCGGCCCUUGCCACUGCCAAGAGGCCCCAUGGUCACCAUCUACCCGAAGGAGAUCCAGACAUUCUUCAUUCACUUUCAAGAGCAAUGA